Pistacia vera is the source of this 627-nucleotide messenger RNA. Its product is annotated as disease resistance protein RLM3-like. The record is from RefSeq and is a predicted model, not a curated record. Lineage: Eukaryota; Viridiplantae; Streptophyta; Magnoliopsida; Sapindales; Anacardiaceae. The transcript is spliced from 3 exons. Bases 1 to 627 code for a protein of 208 amino acids. Gene Ontology annotation, biological process: signal transduction.
AUGUCUUUCUUAGUGUUCAGAGGCGAGGACACUCGUGAUAACUUUACUAGUCAUCUCUAUGCCGCUUUGCAGCGAAAACAGAUUGAAACCUUUAUUAAUAACAGUGGACUUCAAAGAAGAGAUGGUAUUUCACCUGUGCUUUUGAAAGCAAUUGAAUCUACCAAGAUUUCAGUAGUCAUUUUUUCAAAAGACUAUGCGUCUUCCCCAUGGUGCUUGGACGAACUUGUACAAAUUCUUAAAUGUAGGAAAUUGAAUAAUCAUAUGGUUAUACCUUUUUUUUAUAAUAUAAAUCCUUCAGAUGUACGGAAGCAGAGUGGUAGUUUUGAGGAUGCUUUUGAUAAACAUGAAGAACGAUUCAAGGAGAUGACCCACAAGGAGACUGAUUCAGUUGAAGUUAUAUUCAUAGAUAUGUCUAAAAUAAGUGACAUACAAUUACAUUCUGGAGCCUUCAAGAAGAUGUCAAAUCUUAGAUUGCUUGAAUUCUACCAUCCUCAGCUUGAUGAAGACCUGUCAGAGGCCCCACAACUUGAGAGUAUUAGGCUUGGGGAUUGUAGAAGCUUGGUUGAUGUUCCCUUAUCUAUUCAAAUGCCUCCACAAGCUCCAGUACUUAUAUUUGUCAGGCUGUGA